UCAUUAAAAUUCUCAUUCACUAAUUAUCCACACAAACAAAAACAUUCUCAUCCUAUUAUAUAUUAUAUAUUAUUAUUAUCAUGGAUGAACAAUCACACCAGGUAGUUAUCGAUCAUGGCGAUCACGAUUAUCAUCACAAUAAUAGUAAUCAGUACCCAAAAUACAAAGGAGUUCGAAAGAGAAAAUGGGGGAAAUGGGUUUCUGAGAUUAGGCUUCCGAACAGCCGUGAGAGAAUAUGGCUUGGGUCGUACGACAUGGCCGAGAAGGCGGCCAGAGCUUUCGACGCCGCCCAGUUCUGCCUCAGGGGGCCCGACGCCCACUUCAAUUUCCCCGACACUCCUCCGGACAUCGCCGGUGGCCAGUCACUCACUCCCCAAGAGAUUCAAGUCGUCGCGGCUAGGUUCGCCAAUGACUUCUCAAUCAUCACUGCUACUACUAAUUGCCAUGGUAAUAAUUUGCAGGAACAACCAAACCCUAGCUACGAUGAUCCACCGGAUCAGUCCGGUGGCGAGCCCUCUCGCAGGGGAUCAUCGUCUGAGGAUGUUCGUGUUCGUGAUGAUGAUGAUGGCUUUUCCAACACGGACUGGUCGUUGUUCAACUUUUUGGAUUAUUCUUCGAAUAAUGAUGAUACUUAUUAUAAUAGCAAUAUUCACGGCGGCCACUACCAUGGAAGUGCAGGUGGUUAUUAUGAUGAUUUUGACCCUUUUUCUGGGAUUGAAGAUGAUGAUCAUCCGAUUAUUCAGUACUCAGGUGACUCGAUUCUUCAAGCUGCAACAGCUGAUGAUCAUGAUAACAACAUCACUACUAAUACUGCUACUCAUGAUCAAGAUUACCCUUUUACUACUUCUCAUUAUUAUGAUUCCCACUCCUCAUUUCUUUGGAACUUUUAGCCUAUAAAUAUAGUUAUAUCUAUAUAUAUAUAUAGUUCACAUAUAUAUAUAUAUGUAUCAGCAUGGCUCCUGGUCAUUUUAGCAGCCGGGAUAGCUGCAAAUGGUUCUCGCCACUUCUCACAUUUCGUCUAUAUAUACAGUGAAUUGUAUAAUUGUAAUGUGUAUCGAUAUAUAGACGUAUAUUUAUAUAUAUGUGUUUGUGUGUGUGUUAUUAGGCUCCUUUUUUGGGGGUGUAUCUAUAUAUGUUAAAUAAAGUACUA
Messenger RNA from Humulus lupulus (European hop), 1150 nucleotides. RefSeq names its product ethylene-responsive transcription factor ERF018. Gene Ontology annotation, biological process: regulation of DNA-templated transcription. The record is from RefSeq and is a predicted model, not a curated record. The coding region runs from base 81 to 890 and encodes 269 amino acids. NCBI's taxonomy places the organism in Eukaryota, Viridiplantae, Streptophyta, Magnoliopsida, Rosales, Cannabaceae. Gene Ontology annotation, molecular function: DNA-binding transcription factor activity; DNA binding. The transcript has a single exon.